Populus trichocarpa (black cottonwood) is the source of this 758-nucleotide messenger RNA. RefSeq names its product ubiquitin-NEDD8-like protein RUB2. Gene Ontology annotation, biological process: modification-dependent protein catabolic process; protein neddylation; regulation of proteolysis. Gene Ontology annotation, cellular component: nucleus; cytoplasm. The record is from RefSeq and is a predicted model, not a curated record. Gene Ontology annotation, molecular function: protein tag activity; ubiquitin protein ligase binding. Bases 108 to 506 code for a protein of 132 amino acids. The transcript is spliced from 3 exons. NCBI's taxonomy places the organism in Eukaryota, Viridiplantae, Streptophyta, Magnoliopsida, Malpighiales, Salicaceae.
AAAAAAAAAAAAAAAAAGCAUCACCAAAAUUUUAGCCCAUUGUUUUCUUCAAUCUAUCAAUUUUUCUUUUUCUAACGAAGAAAAUCGAGAAGAGAAAGCAGAGAAAGAUGCAGAUCAUUGUCGGUAAAAACACUCUUGAGGUUGAUAGCAGUGACACCAUUGACAGCGUCAAAGCCAAGAUUCAGGACAAGGAAGGCAUCCCUCCAGACCAGCUGAGGUUGUUUUUCGCUGGUAAGCGAUUGGAAGAUGGCCGGACUCUUGCUGAUUAUAACAUUCAGAAGGGUUCAACACUUCACUUGAAUUUGAGGCUUAGAGGAGGAACUAUGAUCAAAGUCAAGACUCUCACUGGAAAAGAAAUUGAGAUUGACAUUGAACCUACUGAUACAAUUGACCGUAUAAAGGAACGUGUUGAGGAGAAGGAAGGAAUUCCUCCUGUGCAACAAAGACUCUGGUUGCAGGCUUAUUUAUGCUGGGAAGCAGCUUGGCGACGACAAGACUGCUCGUGACUACAAUAUUGAGGGGGGCUCUGUUCUUCAUCUUGUGCUUGCUCUCAGGGGCGGUAGUUUUUAGACUGUGCUAAUAUCAUUAGGAAAAUCUACGUGCUGAGACUUGUCUGCGACGUGUGGAUAAACAUGAGGAUAUGACAUGAAUUGUUCAGUGAAUUUUAUGGACUGUGACUUUAUUUGCACGCUGUUUUGUUUGCUGUCUACUAUUACAUGCUUAGGCUAAUACAUAAUCUCCUGAAUCUUUUUGAACUA